This is a messenger RNA of Pyricularia grisea, 2616 nucleotides long. RefSeq lists its product as uncharacterized. The coding region runs from base 225 to 2330 and encodes 701 amino acids. The record is from RefSeq and is a predicted model, not a curated record. Gene Ontology annotation, biological process: cellular response to heat; protein folding; protein stabilization. Lineage: Eukaryota; Fungi; Ascomycota; Sordariomycetes; Magnaporthales; Pyriculariaceae. Gene Ontology annotation, molecular function: ATP binding; ATP hydrolysis activity; ATP-dependent protein folding chaperone. Gene Ontology annotation, cellular component: cytosol; protein-containing complex; plasma membrane. The transcript is spliced from 3 exons.
AUCUUUUGGCUGUCCUGCGCCGGACAAACGAGCCAGACACUCAACUUGGUUCUUUUUUCAUCUGCAUCUUCCACCACAGACAAAAUUCUCUUCUUGCAAAUUUUUGCAAAAGCGAACUCUCACGAAGUUCUCAAUUCUGAUUUUUCAUUUUAGAUACCCCCAUUUUUGUGAACAAGUUCAGAUUUUGACGACCGCCGAAGCACAUACACAUACAUACACUCAAGAUGGCUGAGACUUUCGAGUUCCAGGCUGAGAUCUCUCAGCUGUUGUCGCUCAUCAUCAACACCGUCUACUCUAACAAGGAGAUCUUCUUGAGGGAACUGGUAUCAAACUGCUCAGAUGCCCUCGACAAGAUCCGGUACGAGGCCUUGUCGGACAGCAGCAAGCUGGACACCGGCAAGGACCUGCGUAUCGACAUCAUCCCCGACAAGGCAAACAAGACCCUCACCAUUAAGGAUACUGGUAUCGGUAUGACCAAGGCUGACUUGGUCAACAACCUUGGUACCAUUGCCCGCUCCGGCACCAAGCAGUUCAUGGAGGCACUCACCGCUGGUGCCGACAUCUCCAUGAUUGGUCAGUUCGGUGUUGGUUUCUACUCUGCCUACCUUGUGGCCGACAAGGUCACGGUCGUCUCAAAGCACAACGAUGACGAGCAGUACAUCUGGGAGUCGAGCGCUGGUGGCACCUUCAGCAUCGUUCCAGACACCGAGGGCGAGCCCCUUGGCCGCGGUACCAAGAUGAUCCUCCACCUCAAGGAGGAGCAGCUUGACUACCUCAACGAGAGCAAGAUCAAGGAGGUCAUCAAGAAGCACUCCGAGUUCAUCUCAUACCCCAUCUACCUUCACGUCGAGAAGGAGGUUGAGAAGGAGGUUCCUGAUGAGGAGGCCGAGACCAAGGAGGAGGAGGGUGACGACAAGAAGCCCAAGAUCGAGGAGGUCGAUGACGAGGAGGAGGAGAAGAAGCCCAAGACCAAGAAGAUCAAGGAGACCAAGGUCGAGGAGGAGGAGCUGAACAAGCAGAAGCCCAUCUGGACCCGGAAUCCCCAGGACAUCACUCAGGAGGAGUACGCCGCUUUCUACAAGUCUCUUUCCAACGACUGGGAGGACCACCUGGCCGUCAAGCACUUCUCGGUUGAGGGUCAACUUGAGUUCCGUGCCAUCCUUUUCGUCCCCAAGCGUGCCCCCUUCGAUCUCUUUGAGACCAAGAAGACCAAGAACAACAUCAAGCUUUACGUCCGCCGUGUCUUCAUCACCGAUGAUGCCACCGACCUGGUGCCUGAGUGGCUCAGCUUCGUCAAGGGUGUCGUCGACUCUGAGGACCUUCCCCUCAACCUGUCUCGUGAGACUCUCCAGCAGAACAAGAUCAUGAAGGUCAUCAAGAAGAACAUCGUCAAGAAGUCUCUUGAGCUUUUCCAGGAGAUUGCUGAGGACAAGGAGCAGUUCGACAAGUUCUACAGUGCCUUCAGCAAGAACCUCAAGCUUGGUAUCCACGAGGAUUCUGCCAACCGCCAGAUUCUUGCCAAGCUCCUCCGCUUCAACUCUACCAAGUCUGGCGAUGAGCUCACCUCGCUGUCCGACUACAUCACCCGCAUGCCCGAGGUGCAGAAGAACAUCUACUACAUCACUGGCGAGUCCCUCAAGGCCGUCCAGAAGUCUCCCUUCCUUGACUCGCUCAAGGAGAAGAACUUUGAGGUUCUGUUCCUGGUUGACCCCAUCGAUGAGUACGCUAUGACUCAGCUCAAGGAGUUUGAGGGCAAGAAGCUCGUUGACAUCACCAAGGACUUCGAGCUCGAGGAGACCGAGGAGGAGAAGGCCAUCCGCGAGAAGGAGGAGAAGGAGUACGAGGACCUUGCCAAGGCCCUCAAGAACGUCCUCGGUGACAAGGUUGAGAAGGUCGUUGUCUCCCACAAGCUGGUCGGCGCUCCUUGCGCCAUCCGUACUGGCCAGUUCGGCUGGUCUGCCAACAUGGAGCGUAUCAUGAAGGCCCAGGCCCUCCGUGACACCUCCAUGUCGAGCUACAUGUCUUCCAAGAAGACUUUUGAGAUCUCGCCCAAGAGCGCCAUCAUCAAGUCGCUCAAGUCCAAGGUUGAGAACGACGGCGAGAACGACAAGACUGUCAAGUCGAUUGUCCAGCUCCUCUUCGAGACCUCGCUGCUCGUCUCUGGCUUCACCAUUGAGGAGCCUGCUGGCUUCGCUGAGCGCAUCCACAAGUUGGUGUCUCUUGGUCUGAACAUUGACGAGGAGCCCGAAGCGUCUGCCGAUGCCCCGGCCGCUGACGCCUCGGCACCUGCUGCUGAGACUGGCGACAGCGCCAUGGAGGAGGUCGACUAAACGGUUUCGCUCACGUAAUAGAUGAAUGAUAGCUUGGGCGCCUUGGCAUGACUUUAUGGGGAUUUUCUUUUCACGGAUUUCUGAACAAAAAAGCUUUCAUAUGGAGUUUCGGAAUUAGGAUUCUGGUCUGGCAACGCAAUGACGACUUUUUUUUUAUUAUUAUUUCAUGAUUGAGCAUACAUGGCUUGUUUUCUUUAACCCCCCUUGGCGAGUAUGCCCAGCUAUCAAUCACGAUACAAUACUUAGAGAGAUUCACUGAGUGUAAUAUAUCGUUUAAUUACCGAGA